AUGAUCUGUUACUCAAAUGCGGGAUUCACAGGCCCGUGCUGCCGAGCUGAUUACGAUUUCGAGGCGGAGAAUGACACCGAGUUGGCGUUUAUGGCGGGCGAUAUCAUCCAGCUUAUCAGACAGGUCGACGAGAACUGGUUCGAGGGUCGUCUCAACGGCAAGGUGGGCUUCUUCCCUGUGAACUACGUGGAGGUGCUUGAACCCCUUCCAGACUCGGCCAUCGACCACCCGACGGACUGA
Mesocestoides corti is the source of this 240-nucleotide messenger RNA. NCBI's taxonomy places the organism in Eukaryota, Metazoa, Platyhelminthes, Cestoda, Cyclophyllidea, Mesocestoididae. The record is from the annotation of a GenBank genome assembly.